GGGCGGAGCGGGGCCGGGGGCGGAGCGGGAGCCGUGGAACUUUCCAGAUCGCGGUCGGGGCGGCGAGGAGGAGCGGGGCGAGCGGCGGCCAUGGAGGCGGAGAUGUGGACCAACAGCAUCAACCAGGCCAAUAAGAUGGCGCUGCUUACCUGGACAAAAGAAACCGGCAUCGACCUGGUGCAGGUCAAUGGGCAGAGGCGAUACGGUGCCCCCCCCCCAGGCUGGGUGGGCGACCCACCGCCAGCUGGCACAGAGGUGUUCAUUGGGAAGCUGCCGCAGGACAUGUACGAGAACGUGUUGAUCCCGCUCUUCCAGAGCGUGGGGAAGCUCUACGAGUUUCGCCUCAUGAUGACCUUCAGUGGGCUCAACCGGGGCUUUGCCUACGCCAAGUACAGCAACCGGCGCGGCGCCAAGGAGGCCAUUGCUGCCUUCAACAACUACGAGGUGCAGCAGGGCUGCGCCAUCGUGGUCUGCAGGAGCACAGAGAAGUGCGAGCUGAGCAUGGACGGCCUGGCCGCCUCGGUGAGCCGGCGGGAGCUGGAGGCCGUGCUGCGGCAGGUCACGGAGGGAUUCCUCAGCAUCACCCUGUAUGCCAGCCCCUGCCAAAAACGGGCCCAGCUUGCUGUGCUGAGGUACAGCUCGCACCGGGCUGCUGCCAUGGCCAAGAAGACCCUGAUGGAGGGGAGCACAAGGCUCAGCGGGUUGGAGGUAAGGGUGGACUGGCUGAACCCCAGUCUGAAGCAGAAGCUGCAGUCGGGCAAGGAGAAGCCGCCGUCCAGCUGGGUGCAAGGGGGCAAGCGCCUGGGGGUCCCCAAGCCAGCGCCCCUGCCCCCGGUGCUGCGCGACGCGCUGGACCGCCUGAACGCCCUGUGCCAGAGGCGGUACCUGGGCGCCCCCCUCUUCCUCACCAAGUGCAUCCAGGCGAACCCCAACGGGUGGCUGAUGUUCUGGUGCCGGGUGGUGAUCCCGGGGUGCCCGGUGCCUUUCAGUGGGUUCACGUGGGUCCGUCUGGCUGGACCAGGCAGGAGCGGCCAUGAGGAGGCGAAGGUGGCGGUGGCUCUGCAGGUUCUCCGGCUGCUAGGUGAGUCCUUGCAGGGCGUCCGUGCCAACCCCCUGCCUUUCCCAAAGUCUUGGAGCUUCUCCUGGGAGCGUGGAGCGGCGGUACGUCUGGUUGGGGGGGGAACCCAGCCUGGCAGGGCUGAAUCACUGUCACCCCGCCCCCCCCCACCGCCAGUGUGGCCCCGGUGGCUCUGAGCUCCGGGUGGGAUUCCUGGUUGGAAGCGGAGGAGACAAGGGGAGGGGGUUUUGGGGUGCUGCUCCCCGCAGCACCGCGCAGAGCCCCAUGCUGUCCUCUCCGCUGCAGGGUGCCCGCUGACGUAGCCAGCC
Molecule: messenger RNA, 1386 nt
Organism: Chroicocephalus ridibundus (black-headed gull)
Lineage: Eukaryota; Metazoa; Chordata; Aves; Charadriiformes; Laridae
Gene: DND1
Product: DND microRNA-mediated repression inhibitor 1
Biological process (GO): germ cell development; negative regulation of miRNA-mediated gene silencing; mRNA stabilization
Cellular component (GO): nucleus; cytoplasm
Molecular function (GO): mRNA binding
Source: RefSeq, a predicted model, not a curated record